Penicillium mononematosum is the source of this 2163-nucleotide messenger RNA. Its product is annotated as Zn(II)2Cys6 transcription factor domain-containing protein. Gene Ontology annotation, molecular function: transcription cis-regulatory region binding; DNA-binding transcription factor activity, RNA polymerase II-specific; zinc ion binding. Gene Ontology annotation, cellular component: nucleus. The coding region runs from base 1 to 2163 and encodes 720 amino acids. Lineage: Eukaryota; Fungi; Ascomycota; Eurotiomycetes; Eurotiales; Aspergillaceae. The record is from RefSeq and is a predicted model, not a curated record. The transcript is spliced from 5 exons. Gene Ontology annotation, biological process: positive regulation of transcription by RNA polymerase II.
AUGCCUGGGGUGCCAUCUAACAAGGCUUGCGAGCGUUGCAAAAAGAGGCAUCUCAAAUGUGAUGAGACUCGCCCUCAUUGUCGGCGGUGCACCACCGCCGGGGUAGAAUGCCCGGGAUAUGUUCAAACCCGCAAAUUCAUCGAUCAAGGAGCCACAGUAAGGCGCCGUUAUGCUCCAUAUCAGGAGCCUCAUUCAAAGCCAGGCUCUGCAUUCAAUUCAAGUAAAGACCCCACAGAGCUGGUUUCAGACGCAACGCAGCCAAAAGGCUCGCAAGUAGGACCUAACGAGCAGGUGUUGCAAUGCAACCAACGUCAAGAGCAAAUUAAUCCUGCUAUUCCCUUCCAGAUGGGGGAGACGAGGUUAGGCUCAAGAGAUGACCCGAUGAUAGUAGAGAUGUCUGACCCUUCUAGUCGGUCAGAGGUUGCUACGGGGAGUACACAGCAAACAAAUGUGCAUGCCCCAGAAAGCCCAGCUAUCUCUAUUCCCAAUUCCCUCUCUGGCUUCGAGGAAGGCAGCGUAUCUACAAGAAACGCGAUCUAUAAGUCAAUUUCACCAACUGCGGCCACCAGCGGUUUCCCAACAUUUGAUAACACAUACAACACAAUUCCACAUAAGCGCCCCGAUUACCAAAGAGUCAUCUCCGAGAGCUCAUCGCAUCGAAGUGAAAGAGAUGAAUUCCAAGAUAUCUUCUCGGAACUCAUGACUGGAUCUGAACACGAGAUCGCGUUCCUCACUCGACAUUACUCGGAGGUCAUAGGUCCAUGGUUGGAUUUGUCGGAUACUCAGAAAUUCUUCACCGUCCAUGCUCCUAUUCGAGCGAUCAACAAUCUUUCCGUGAAGUACGCCAUUGCAGCGCUAGCAGCAAAACACCUAGCUCGUUUGAAAGGGGUCAAGGCUUCCAUUGGUGGGAUGUUCACGAGCCCUGCGACUACCGAAACCUACCCAAAUGCGACUCAAGUUGACUGGUUCCUCAAGGCUGCCAAUUACUAUUACCUGGCAGCUUCGGAUUUAAAUAACAUAACGUCCGAUGGCUAUACCACUGUGUCCAGCUCGGCUAUUUUGGAAUCCCCGUUUGAGAUACUUUGUCGAUGGAUCAACUCUGGUCAGACUCAAGCGAACAUGAAACCUGCGAGUGAAGAUCCGAACGACGUGGCAGUCAUUCGAAAGACAGAGGAUCUGUUGGCGACUGCUACGCUUCUUACCAUGUACAGGCUUUUAGACAUGCCUGGGGACGAGUGGCACAUGCAACUUUCUCGCAUUCGCCCUUUGUUUGAUUCUCUUCUCAGUUUACACGUGGCAGCAUCAGCCCUGUUCUCCCAUGGCAUUCAGGCUGCCUUUUGGAAUUUCGCUCGCCAAGACUAUCUCGGUUCUUACUUCACCCGCUCACCUACACACUUCGAUCCAGAGAAUCUGCCCCUCUGGCGGGCAGCAGGAAUUUCAAUCAAUGGUCAGAAAGACUUCCAUCUUAUCCGGAAUGGGUCAACUCUAUCGCAGGAAGACCAAGCUGCUAAUGGCUUGAUCUGGCUUGUUGCCAAAGUCAUCAACUUCCUCAGCAGGUCUAAACAGUUACAGCUCGCGCAGUGGACCGGAUCACCGGCAGCUUCACCCGAAAUCCAGGGCACAACAAACGCCGCUCAACUGCCUUAUCCGGACACAGAUACCUGGCUCAAACUAUGCUUCGAAUUCCAAACGUGGUUUGAAAAUCUGCCCGAAACGUUCCGCUCUUCAGUGCGGAUCGAACGCCCCAAGGAUCUAUCAAAGGCUGCUGAAGGGAGUUACUUGCCAUUCCCUGAAAUCUUCCAUAGCUUGACAACCUGUGCUGCUGCCAUGCAACAUUACCAUUUCGGGCGCAUCGCAUUAUUGCUGAAUCGUCCGGCAGAUGUGAUCAGUGCACCGUCUACGGCCUUUGACCGCUUACAAGGGUACCGGGAGGUCACGAAAGAGGUCGAGUUCCGUUCCCGUGAACUCAGCGGCAUUGCAUUGGGUCGCCCCCAGGGUGCAGUUCGCAUAUAUAUGGUCCCGCUUCUUGUCGCUGUCGGACAGUGUCUUGAAAAUCCAGAGGAGCAUCAGAUUAUUGUUGAUCUGCUACGGGGCGUCGAAGCUGAUUUGGGUUGGACUACUGAAUAUGCCAUUCGGAAACUCCAGGAUUCUUGGAAUCAAUGA